AUGGCUCCGUCGGCCCAGGACCUGCAGCAGGAGCUGGAGGCCACGGCCCAGGAAGUGCUGGGCAGACUGAAGAGCCGCCAGCUGUUCCAGUCCGAGUGGGACACCGCUGCCUUCAUCGUAUUUCUCACCUUCAUCGGCACCGUGUUGGUCCUGGUGCUGCUAGUCUUCAUUCACUGCUGCUGCUGCUGCUGCUGCAACUCCCCCAGGUCCCAGAAGGUGAGCCCUGCGAAGCGGAGCCCCAAGGGGGUGGACAACUUGGCCUUGGAGCCUUAA
Messenger RNA from Orycteropus afer afer, 273 nucleotides. It is a transcript of the gene SMIM22, whose product is annotated as small integral membrane protein 22. The record is from RefSeq and is a predicted model, not a curated record. The transcript has 3 exons. Bases 1 to 273 code for a protein of 90 amino acids. NCBI's taxonomy places the organism in Eukaryota, Metazoa, Chordata, Mammalia, Tubulidentata, Orycteropodidae. Gene Ontology annotation, biological process: regulation of cell population proliferation.